CCUGGGAGACACCUCUUAAUUUAUAUUGUUGACCCCAAUAAAACAGGUUGCGCUACUGCAAAAUUAGCUAGCCAGCUAAUGUUAAUGACCAUGGUAAGAUUUCGCUUUGCAUUCUUGUAGCUUGUUCGCUAGCUAUGGUCAGCCGGCAGCUCGUCUGUGGGCACGUAUUAGUUUAAUCUACAAUUCAGUUUUAGCUAGCCAGCUAUCAACAAGCCGGACGAACACAAACCCAAGAUCAGUCAAAAUGAGACUAUUAAGGACACUCAUGAGCAAUGUCUCCAUCGCAAAACACAUCGAUUAUUACUCCAGAUUCUCACCAUCACCCCUCUCAAUGAAACAGUUCUUGGAUUUUGGUUCUGAAAAUGCAUGUGAGAAAACGUCGUUCGUGUUUCUCAGACAAGAGUUGCCUGUGAGGCUGGCCAACAUAAUGAAGGAAAUUAACUUGUUGCCUGACAAUUUGUUGAGGACCCCGUCGGUCAAGUUGGUCCAGAGUUGGUAUCUGCAAAGUCUUCAGGAAAUUAUCGAGUUCAAGGACAGAAACAUUAAUGACGAGAAAGUCACAUAUGACUUCACCGAUGCUGUGAUAAAGAUUCGGAACCGACACAAUGACGUCAUACCCACCAUGGCCCAGGGGGUGGUGGAAUACAAGGAGGCUUAUGGAACCGACCCCAUCGUGAGCCAGAACGUCCAGUAUUUCCUAGAUCGAUUCUACAUGAGCAGGAUAUCCAUCAGGAUGCUUCUUAACCAGCACACCCUGCUCUUUGGAGGGAAAGUGAAGGUGAACCCAGCUCAUCCUAAACAGAUUGGGAGCAUUGACCCUCACUGCUGUGUCACUGAAGUGGUGAAGGACGCUUACCAGAACGCGAGAAACCUAUGUGACCGGUAUUACAUGAACUCCCCAGAGUUGUUGCUGGAGGAAUUUAAUGUGAAAGACGAUGGCAAGCCUGUGACUGUGGUGUACGUGCCCUCUCAUCUCUACCACAUGGUGUUCGAACUCUUCAAGAACGCCAUGAGAGCCACUAUGGAGAUGUAUGGAGAUGCCAUGCAGUAUCCACCUGUCCAUGCCCAGGUCGCCCUGGGGUCUGAAGACCUGACCGUCAAGGUCAGCGAUCGAGGAGGAGGCGUCCCACUGCGGAAGAUCGACCGGCUGUUCACCUACACCUACUCCACCGCUCCCCGGCCAAGCAUGGAACCUUCCAGAGCCACCCCUCUGGCUGGUUUUGGUUACGGCCUGCCCAUCUCCCGGCUGUAUGCCAGGUACUUUCAAGGAGACCUGAAGCUGUACUCACUGGAGGGCUACGGCACCGAUGCCAUCAUUUAUAUCCGGGCACUAUCCACGGAGUCCAUCGAGAGGCUUCCUGUUUACAACAAGUCAGCGUGGAAGCACUACAAAACCCUCCAGGAAGCGGACGACUGGUGCGUCCCCAGCAAGGAGCCUAAAGACAUGACCACCUUCAGGAGCUUCUAGACCCAGAGGGCUGGACGCAGCCAGGAGGGGAACUCCAAACAGUUUUACACCAAUACCAGAUGUCAUGAAUGGUUUUGGGUUGCUGUUUGGAUUGGAUUUUGUGUGGAUGAUGUUAUGGGCACUCAGGCGUUCUGUCAAACCUUUGCCCCUCGUAGAAACAGUGUUUGAAGUUUCAGCUCCAAGUUGUAGUGCCAAGCUAAAUAAUGUUAAUAAUAAACUUAGCUGAAUUGAAGAAUAUCAUUCUUUAACAGCUAGAGUAUGCACUUUUUUGGAGAUAUCAAAAGUAUUUUAACGUGUAUUGAAGCCAAGAAGGAACAUUUGUUUCCUGGUAGUUGUAUGAUCGGCAAGGACGGCUUGGUUUCAACUGUUGCUAAAGAAGUUUAUUUAUUCAGUACAAACGGAAAGCACAAGUAGAAUGAAGUGUUGUGUUUAUAAACUCUGUUGCCAUGAUCGUACCUGUUGUAUUUUCUUUAGCAGAAAACAAGACUGCAAUAACUUGUUAGGUGAUGUGACACAAACUGUUAUUGAACAAUAAAGUGAUUGUUACAGGUUGAAAUGUUUAAUUUAGACACCUGUUGAGGUGGCGUGGGAACCCUGAGGCGUGGUUCAGUCUAUGUCUGGUUAUAUGGGAUUCCUUACUCAAAUAAAUGGAAUUGGAACAUGUACCCCUGGGGAUGGUUGCUUUGUGUAGCUGAGUAAUACAUUUCUAAUCUUGUUGUUUUUCUGUUGGUGAGUUGUGUCAGUGUUAGUCAGUGCUACUUACACUAGAACCAUAAGCACCACAAACACCUCAUUUGUUUUUGUUUAUUUAUGCUGCGUUGUCAUUCUGUGCCAAGAAUAGGAACAUUUCAGCCGUGCACUUUCUGAUUGAACACAUGGAAGAAUUCUAACAAGUUUGUUCUUACCUGCAGUUUUAAUCAAUGAGACAUUGAAUCAUGCACGGAUAAAGAAAAAUCCUAUUUAAGACUGGAAGCUCAGCGUGCAUCCUGACACAAAACACGAGAUUAAGUCAACAGUUGAACAGGUUCAUUUGUCAUAGGCACAUCUCAUUUCCCAUGAACCCAGACACCCCACCAUGUGGGGAAUGCAUGCUGCGUGGAAUAACAGUCAACAUCUUGGUACCAUUCAGCAGUGCAUGAAAAUUGUUGGUUCAAUUGGGCCACAGAGCAGUAAAUCAUCCAUUCUCAAAGCACAGGCACAGUUGGAGACUGCAGGUCAGCAGCAUUCUCCUCGUCAUUACUUGAUUCGUUUUGC
Molecule: messenger RNA, 2722 nt
Organism: Osmerus eperlanus (European smelt)
Lineage: Eukaryota; Metazoa; Chordata; Actinopteri; Osmeriformes; Osmeridae
Gene: pdk1
Product: pyruvate dehydrogenase kinase, isozyme 1
Exons: 11
Coding region: 245-1468 (407 amino acids)
Biological process (GO): protein phosphorylation; regulation of glucose metabolic process
Cellular component (GO): mitochondrion
Molecular function (GO): pyruvate dehydrogenase (acetyl-transferring) kinase activity
Source: RefSeq, a predicted model, not a curated record